AUGAAACAUCGACAGCAGACACUCGCCAAGACGGCAAAGCCAAUUCGGCGCCGACGAGAUCGCGCUCACCAUUCCUGUCCCGUUGAGGAGUCUAGCCUUUUCCCGCCCCGACGAUGUUCUUUACUUCCGCUGAGAAAAUCGCCUCGACGCAUUCGACCUAGCAUCCAGGAUGUCCAACGGAAUGGUCUACCUCUUUGCGAGGUUGCGUUGUUUCAAAAUGCAGCUAUUCCGAGUCCCUUGGCUGCGAAGCCAGAGAGAGACACUCACCUCCAAUUGAAGGUUGCUUCGCGCACUUCAUCUCUCAGAUCACCCGCCGCGUCAGCACGUUCAAUCCGGUCAAGGUCUACUAGAGCCAGUCUCAAGGACACCUAUGAAGCCCGCACGUGGCGUAACAGGCUGAGGCGACAUUCGAAGAAGUCACCAAGAACACAUGAGCCAACCCCGUGCUGCACAUCAUGCUUCAUUAAAGAGACUCCAAUGUGGCGCGAAGGCCCUUUCGGGUCUCAUACUCUCUGCAACGUCUGCGGUCUUCUCUACGCUAAACGCGAAGCUCGAAGCCGGUCAUUUCUUCUUCAAAGAGACAUCGCUCGAAUGUCGCAUUUGUCUUAA
Fusarium proliferatum ET1 is the source of this 609-nucleotide messenger RNA. RefSeq lists its product as uncharacterized. Gene Ontology annotation, molecular function: sequence-specific DNA binding; zinc ion binding. The record is from RefSeq and is a predicted model, not a curated record. The transcript has 3 exons. Lineage: Eukaryota; Fungi; Ascomycota; Sordariomycetes; Hypocreales; Nectriaceae. Gene Ontology annotation, biological process: regulation of DNA-templated transcription. The coding region runs from base 1 to 609 and encodes 202 amino acids.